GCAAAUUUCACGUGACCCGGAAGUAGAAGCGAUGUUUACGCCGUUCGCGCAGUUGUUCGGGUGACGUCGUGAGCGUACAGAAAAGCAGCCUUGUAAGGAACCAGACUCAACCAUGUCUUACAACCAGGCCAGCGCCCCCCCUCCUUCCUACAACCAGGCUACCGGUCAACCACCCCCUGCUCAGGGCAUGCCCAUGCCGACCCCCCAGAUGCCCCAAGCAGGGGGGUACCCAGCAGGAGCGCCCCCUCCCCAAGCAGGGGGGUACCCAGCAGGAGCACCCCCUCCCAUGGCAGGGGGGUACCCGGGUGCAGCACCCCCCCAGCAGCAGUCUGUGUUCAGACUGUCGUACGUAGACUUCAUGCCGAGCCAGAUCGCAGGAACAGGCAGUACAGGCCUCCUCAGCUUCUCCUACCCACAGUUUGAGAGAUUCGAUGUCCUGGUAACCCGAGCCAACCAGUGGAUCCAACAGAACCCCACCAUGGAGGUCAAGACGUGCGAGAGUCUGGAGGUCAAGUACGAGUACCACUUGGGGGGUUCCGGAGCGGUCGUGAACCCUGACCAGUCGCUGUUCUACGAUCAUGGCAAAGGCAGGAACUGUUACGUCCGUGGUCUCAGGUUGUGGUUUGGGCAGAAGAUGAACCCAUCGGCCCCCCCGCAGCAGAUUCGCUACAUCAACUACGUCCCGGGAUGUAUCCAGGCACCGUCCUUGUUCGGAUAUCCGCAGUUCGAGUCCUUCGGAGAAACGGUCAACAGAAUCAACAUGAUGAUGAGGCAGAACCCACUGCCAGGAAAGAUCCUGACAGUGGAGACCCAGGACGUGAAGGUCCGCGGGGCGUGGUCCACGACAACCAUCGACCCGGACAAGUCCUUCUGGUCCGAGGAUGCCAACUACAGGAAACUCUUUCUCUUCAUCAUCCGUGUCUUCUACGUCGAGGGACCGCCGGCGUAUGAGGAGAUAGGCUCAGGCGACUUUGUGCCGGGAUGUGUUCACAUGCCGUCGGGUAUUUUCGACUGGCCGCAGUUCGAGCCGUACAGCCAGGUGGCCGCCAGGGCGUGUGCCUGGGCCAACGGGAGCUUGCAGGGCUGCCGACUCGCCAACGCGCAGACGCUGCACAUCAAAAUCAGCAGGAAGGGGUGGUCAGGUCAGAUGGCCAUUGACAGUCAGAAGUCUUCGUUCGUCGACUCGGGCAACAUGACGACCAUGUACGUGCGCAUCAUGCGCCUCAUCUUCCUGAAGCCGCUCCAGGGCUCCGUCGCGCCGCCGCGCCCGAUACAGCUCAGCGUCAAGACGUUCGUUCCCGCGCAGAUCUCGCAGGGAGGCAUGUUGAGCUUCCCGCAGUUUGAAACCGUCGGGCAGACGAUGCAGCGGGCGCUGGCCUGGCUUAACGCUGCAGGUGCUAGCGUCAUCUUUGCAGAGACAGUCCCCAUCAAGAUAAUGAGCUCGUGGUCCAACCGACCCCCUGCGGCUUAUGCGGAAGAAUCCAUGGCGUACGAUUCCGCUAACCACGGCGAGAUCUACCUGUACAUACUGAGGAUCUACCUGGACGGAAUGUACCAAGAGCCGCCGCCUCAAAUGCUCCCCCCUAUGCCCCAAGUGGCACCGUCCAAAGGGGCAGACUGUACCAUUCAGUGAUAGGUAGCAGUGAAGGUUAGGUAGAACGUUAUCUCACACAAAAAAGCUGACUAACUGAAUCUAACCUCUAAAGAGGCAAACAUUUCAGGUAGCACUCAAGACAAGUGUGCCUAAAUCUGAAUAUAAAUUGAUCAUGAUACAACCAUGUAUGUGGUUAUUGCACGUCUAGAUCUUCACAUCCAUGUAGCCCCUUUAUUAAUUACCUACACAUCUAAAAAUCAGACUUUUCAGAGAAUAUUUUUUGACUUCAGAAAGUUAACAUUUUUUAACAUGAGUUUGGACAUGAGACUUUUUGAAACAAAAUGUAGAAAAGCAUCCUAAAUGUAAAAUGUUAUCUGACCUAAGGAAAGAGAGUGAAUUAUAUUCUACAGGAGUAGAACAAAAAAGUCAGCUUUAAGCAAAAAAGGACCAUUUUGCCUUUAAGGUAUUUAUAUAGUUUCUUGUACAUUUACUCUACACUUAGAAUAGUAUUAGAUGCAAGCAUUCGUAGUCAGAGUGGUUCGAUCCCAGCAAGGUCCUCCCAAAGACCAUAAAAGUGGCACAUAUAUAUACUGCUUCCUCAGUUUAGCAUUGGGGCCGAUUGAAAUAGCUGAUAAUGCUUUUAAGAAAAGGGCGUGCAGACCCUCCUAAAUGCACUGGUGAGAUGUAGUUACCCACAUGAUUUCAUUCCAUAAAAUGGUUCAAGGACACCAGAGUAUAGUGACGUACUGUCGUCCUUGGGAAAAUUAACUGGGGAGAAGUCAUGAAUUAUGCAAGAACCUUUUUAUUGCUUUUAGUAUUUAAGAUAUAACCUGCUGCAAGCUGCUACAUUUUGUACUAGUCAAGGGAACAAUGUCUUCUUUGUUUCACAACCUUCUUUUAAUUCUUCCGUAGACGUUUCGGUGACCAUCUGUCACCUUCAUCAGUACAGAUUGAAACAACUAACGUUCGAAACAUUGCUACCAUGUUGAUUUUAAUAAAGUUUGAAGUAUAUACAUAUACUUGUAUUUUAUACAUGUAUAAUCAUUGUACUAGUCAAGGAGUUGUUGACCUUAGACACUGGCAUUUCGUACAUACUUCCAUUCCAAAUGUUCUCUCUGUUAGCCUAUUAGAUAAAGAUGUAUGUCUUAAAUGUAUACAAACAUUGUCUAAUACUAGAACUACUGUAACAUAAGUAUCUAUUUAAGACUGUCAUGUGUGUUACUGUAAAUGCAUUUAAGUUCGCGGGGAUGUAAUUUUGCGGUAGAGGGAAAAAUGAAUGUUCGCAGUGGUUUUAAGUUCACGAUAUCACCAUGCACUGUAGUCUCUU
Messenger RNA from Branchiostoma floridae (Florida lancelet), 2921 nucleotides. RefSeq lists its product as uncharacterized. Bases 113 to 1633 code for a protein of 506 amino acids. The transcript is spliced from 8 exons. The record is from RefSeq and is a predicted model, not a curated record. Lineage: Eukaryota; Metazoa; Chordata; Leptocardii; Amphioxiformes; Branchiostomatidae.